AUGAAAGAUAUCAACGAGACCUCUGGCCCAUCCUCCUACCAACCAGGGAACACCCUCCUACCAACCAGGGAACAGCCUCCUACCAACCAGGGAACAGCCUCCUACCAACCAGGGAACAGCCUCCUCCUACCACCCUCCUACCAACCAGGAACAGCCUCCUACCAACCAGAACACCCUCCUACCAACCAGGAACAGCCUCCUACCAACCAGGGAACACAGCCUCCUACCAACCAGGGAACAGCCUCCUACCAACCAGGGAGCCUCCUACCAACCAGCCUCCUACCAACCAGGGAACACCCUCCUACCAACCAGGGAACAGCCUCCUACCAACCAGGGAACAGCCUCCUACCAACCAGGGAACAGCCUCCUACCAACCAGGAACAGCCUCCUACCAACCCAGGAACAGCCUCCUACCAACCAGGGAACAGCCUCCUACCAACCAGGGAACACCCUCCUCCCAACCAGGGAACACCCUCCUACCAACCAGGGAACACCCUCCUACCAACCAGGGAACACCCUAACACCAACCAGGGAACAGCCUCCUACCAACCAGGGAACACCCUCCUACCAACCAGGGAACAGCCUCCUACCAACCAGGGAACAGCCUCCUACCAACCAGGAACAGCCUCCUACCAACAGGGAACAGCCUCCUACCAACCAGGGAACAGCCUCCUACCAACCAGGGAACACCCUCCUACCAACCAGGGAACAGCCUCCACCAACCAGGGAACAGCCUCCUACCAACCAGGGAACACCCUCCUACCAACCAGGGAACACCCUCCUACCAACCAGGGAACACCUCCUACCAACCAGGGAACACCCUCCUACCAACCAGGGAACAGCCUCCUACCAACCAGGGAACAGCCUCCUACCAACCAGGGAACACCCUCCUACCAACCAGGGAACACCCUCCUACCAACCAGGAACACCCUCCUACCAACCAGGGAACACCCUCCUACCAACCAGGGAACACCCUCCUACCAACCAGGGAACAGCCUCCUACCAACCAGGGAACACCCUCCUACCAACCAGGGAACACCCACCUACCAACCAGGGAACACCCUCCUACCAACCAGGGAACACCCACCUACCAACCAGGGAACAGCCUCCUACCAACCAGGGAACAGCCUCCUACCAACCAGGGAACAGCCUCCUACCAACCAGGGAACAGCCUCCUACCAAAUGAGCCUCCUACCAACCAGGGAACAGCCUCCUACCAACCAGGGAACAGCCUCCUACCAACCAGGGAACAGCCUCCUACCAACCAGGGAACAGCCUCCUACCAACCAGGAACAGCCUCCUACACCCUCCUACCAACCAGGGAACAGCCUCCUACCAACCGGGAACACCCUCCUGCCACCAGGAACACCCUCCUGCCAACCAGGGAGCACCGGAAGACAGCAGACU
This is a messenger RNA of Oncorhynchus masou masou (cherry salmon), 1407 nucleotides long. RefSeq lists its product as uncharacterized. The transcript has a single exon. Lineage: Eukaryota; Metazoa; Chordata; Actinopteri; Salmoniformes; Salmonidae. The record is from RefSeq and is a predicted model, not a curated record. The annotation marks the transcript as partial.